UGAACCGAUUUCGAUCAGACAACAGAAGAAGGUAGCAUUCGACGUGAUGGAGCCAGCGGAGAUAUCCUGCCGAGUGCAGGCCUAUCCUAAGCCCGACUUCCUAUGGUUCUACGGCUCCAGCAACUCUCCACUGUCGUCAUCUGACCACUACGACAUCACAACAGUUACUGAAGACAACGAUUCAUACUUGAGUACAUUAAAAUUAAGAAACGUGAAGCCUCAAGACUACGGCGACUACUACUGCACUGUGAAGAACUCACUCGGGAGUAUUCGGCCUCAAAUACGAAUGCAGCCGAAAGGGGCUCCUGAGUCACCUCGAGGGUUGAGCAGUCAAAAGGUUGGGUCGAGUUACGUGACCCUGAAGUGGGAGUCGGGUUUCGACGGUGGCCUCUCCAACAUCUACUACGUGUGGUACCGGCGCGUGGCGCGCGGCGCGGGCUCCGUGGAGCAGUGCGCCGGCAACCGCAACGAUGUCAACGAUUGGAAGGAAUACGACUGUAUGCGGGCAAAUCCCUGCAACGUGACGCGGUUGGACCAACACAAUACUUACUCUUUCAAGGUGAAAGCAGUUAACACGAAGGGUCAGAGCAACUAUUCAAAUGAAAUAACAGUGACAACGAAAGUGAACAAGAUCCUCCCCCCGGAGCAGCUGACGUACGACCCGAGCUCGCGCGCGGUCGUGUUCAGCGUGGGCCCCACCUGCCUCGGCCUCGUCGCCGUCGCUGAGGGCCUCGGCAGGGCCGGCGGCUGGCAGGUCACUUGAAUAAUAAUCAUACUU
This is a messenger RNA of Papilio polytes (common Mormon), 778 nucleotides long. It is a transcript of the gene ed, whose product is annotated as protein turtle homolog B-like. Bases 47 to 763 code for a protein of 238 amino acids. The record is from RefSeq and is a predicted model, not a curated record. Gene Ontology annotation, biological process: cell-cell adhesion. The transcript has 2 exons. NCBI's taxonomy places the organism in Eukaryota, Metazoa, Arthropoda, Insecta, Lepidoptera, Papilionidae. Gene Ontology annotation, molecular function: protein binding.